This is a messenger RNA of Erythranthe guttata (spotted monkey flower), 2526 nucleotides long. Lineage: Eukaryota; Viridiplantae; Streptophyta; Magnoliopsida; Lamiales; Phrymaceae. The record is from RefSeq and is a predicted model, not a curated record.
AUGUAUCCGGCAGCCGGAAUAUUAUCAUGGCGUGACGGAAUAAACGAGUUUAUAGCCGGAACAAAAGCCGAGUUAUUAAUCCUCCCCAAAGAUGCAUACGGAAAUAAUGUCUCUUCCGACACGGAACAAUCGCUACUUCAUAACUUCACAUUGUCCGCCUCGACCUCCAAUCGUAUUCCGCCAAGUGUCGUCGAUAUAACCGACAAAAGAUGGAAUAACCAACAAGGCUAUCUCAUCAUCGAGUUUAUUACAUCCAAAUCCGGAAACCUAGUACUUCACGUACAAGUCGAAAAUCAAACGCUCCACGACUCUCCUUUACCCUUCGUAGUGUUUCCCGGAGAAUUGGAUGUGUACAGUUGUGUAGCUGAAUUAAACGUAGAAACGAAGUACUUCCAAUUAUUUUCGACGAUGGAAGGUCUAAUAUAUCAGCACGAUAAAUACGAAAACCUCGUUUCAAGAUUAUACGCGUUCGAUAUCGAAGUUAUCGAGAAAGGGACAAAUUUGUCAAUGCCGUUGGCUGAUCUAGUGUUCGAAGAAGUGGGGCCCGGUGUACAAUCUUUCUCCUUCAGCCUACAGAAUCCGGAAGCUUCAUGCUCGUUAGUGGAAAUACAAAAGCAUAAGGCUAGCGAUUUCGAUGUUAUUUAUACACCUGAAAAGAGUGGUUUAUACGAGAUACGAGUUUUUUGCGGGAAUAUUCCUUUGAAUCGUGGGCGUCCGUUUCGAAAGCAAGUAAGCCCAGAAAAGAAUAUUUUUAAUUAUGAAUUUGCUGCAGGAAGUGUUAACGUGUCACGCUCGGGAGUUAUGAAUUAUGCUCGGAAAGUUCCUAAGAUGUCGAAAAAUGAAAUAAUUGUACAUCUCGUGGACUCGUAUUCGAAUCCCGUUCUUCUAGAACAAUCCAAGCUGAACUUGGAAAUUGCUUCGAUAAAUAAAUCCGAUUUUUCGACUUGGAUUUUUUCCGAUAACAAAGAUGGAUCAUAUAGUGGUCCCUACCUGGCAAAAGACGUCGGCACGUACGAAAUAUGCGCUUCGUAUAACGGAGAGCGAUUCUUGCCUUGUCCGUUUGGUGUGAAUGUGUACAAUAACGAAUAUUUUCCGAAAGUGUAUAACGAUACAGUUUCGGUAUGGGAGGAUGAAUCGAUUGCGUUUAACGUUUUGGAUAACGAUUAUUUCGCCGGUGGAAAUGCAAGUAUUCUUGAAUAUACUAAGCCAAGUCAUGGUUCACUCCUACAAUACGGGAACGUUUUUCGAUACACACCGUACCGAGGGCUUUUUGGGAAUGAUUCUUUUUCGUACUCGAUAAUCGACAUAAACGGGAAUUUUGCUUCUGGUGCUGUGGAUUUACUAAUCCUCUGUAGACCACCUCAAUUCAUUUCGAUUCCGAGUAAUUUGCAAGCUACCGAGGAUUUAAUUAGUCCCACAUUCGGUGGUUUCACAGGAUUUGAGAUUAUUUACUCCGAUUUCGAUGAAAUAAUAAACGUUACUCUAACUUCAAAAUCGGGGAAUUUAUCGUUAUCUCCCAUGCAAAUGCAAUUUUGGCAGCCGAAAUGGGAUAAACUUUACGUGUAUAAAGAGGCUAACGAAUUGAAAUUAGUAGGCUCUCUUUACGCUAUCAACUUUGCUCUUCAAUCCAUCCAAUAUUUCGGAAAUGAGAAUUUUUACGGUGAAGAUAUUAUCCGAGUUUCUACCAUAAACAGAAACGGGAAGAACGAAAUAGAAAUUCCGAUUUACGUUCAGCCAAUCAACGAUCCACCGGUCGUAAACACUCCCUCGUUUGUUAUCUUGGAUAAUAUGAAUGAUGGAAUACUCAUCUUUGGUCAACUUAGCGACGAGUUUGACUUCAUCGAAGAUCCGGAUCUUCGAAAUUUUCCUGGAAAUAGGUCUCGUUUUUCGAUAAUGUUUUCAAUGGAAGUGAGUGAUGGAUUAUUAUCGACAAGUCUUCCUGCGAAUCUCGUUAGCUCGACUGAACUGAAAACGAAGAGUAGUUAUCAAUGGCAGCCUCUUCAAACAUUUGUUACGAUCUCGAAGCAUUUCUUGGUUAAGGCAAAAGGCAUCCGAUUUAAAGGUACAAUCGACGAAUGCAAUAGUAUCAUGCAGCAACUAUCCUACCACGAAGGCGAACAUGGAGACGUGUUGACUUUGACUGUAAACGACCUGGGAAAUUACGGGUGCUAUCCGAAUUGUGACGAGGCAAUUUCGAUGUCUCUUUUUGCUGAAUCGACGGUUAAUCUUAUAAGACACAGGCCCAUGAGUUCAUUAGUAGCUCAUACUUUAGGAUCAGCAAUUGUAAUAGAAUCAGUGUUCGUAUUUUCGCUUGGUUUGCUGCUUCUGUUUUUCGUAUGCAAAUGCGCUUUCGUGCUCGUUUACGAAAAGAAAAGGGAAAGAAGGAUAAUGAAAUUGAACUGCUCAAAAUUGAUGUUGGCUGAGGGUUCUGCUGGAAAGGAGAAACUAUCGACCGUAAACUGCCCAUUGCCGUUAUCGAUUAGGGGGCAGCAUUCAAACUCCAACAGAUCGUUUGACUCUUGUUGA